AGUGUUGUGUUCACCUGCAUGGACUUCCUCCUGAGCUGAACUGCUUCUGGCUUCAACUGUGUUUGGUCGAAACUGGGAAAGUCGCCCAGUCCUCGCCUGUAGGUUGGACUACACCUGGGACAGCAGACUGGAUAACUCAGCAGCAUUGCGGUAAGAACAAUGUCGGCGGUGUAGAAGCUGUCCGGUGAUUUCUUUUACAUUGAUAUAGUUUAUAUUCAUUAUUCAGUAAAUAGGGAUCUCUUUGUUUUAGCUCGCGACACGUUAGCUGCUUCCGGAAAACAACCUUCACACAGAAAAUCAAAAUGAAGACGUGGAGAUAACAUUUGUCACUCUGGAUCAUCGUAUCACUUCCACAGUUUGACUGGAUUUUAGCUCCAGAUGUGCAGACGAAGACUUAUGCACCAGACACAGUUUUUAAGGAGAUAAGAGGACACGGAUCAUUUCCAGAGAAGUUUGGACUGAUCUUCUUCAGCCAAUGGCUACAACAGAAACCAAAACUGCUGGCAGCGGUAGCACUGCGGGUCUGUCGUGGGCUCGGGUUUGUAAGGAGUGUGGCCAGCAGCACGAUGGCAUGGACAGCCACCUGUACGAGUACCAGGACGAGGUGGACGAUGAACUGGUUUGCCACAUCUGCCUGCAGCCCCUCCUCAGACCCAUGGACACCCCUUGUGGCCACACAUAUUGUUUUCAUUGUCUGAGCAACUUCUUGAAAGAGCAGGACUUCUGCCCCGUGGACCGUCUGCGGCUGCAGCUGCAUCAGUGCCGUCCCUCCAGUCUGCUGGUCAGGAACCUGCUGGACAAGCUGAUGGUGAUGUGUCCUCACUCUGCAGAGUGUCAGCAGCAGAUGCAGCGCUGUGAGCUGCAGCCUCACCUGCACAACAGAUGUCCUGUGUUCAGAAGACUGAGGGAGGAGGCAGAGAAGAGGAAGAGGCCCUCGUGGAAUGAGCUAAAGGGGCGUAAGGGGGACGGGGAGUCAUCUGGUGAUGCCAAACACUCAACAACACUGUCCCGAAAUCCCACCAGAGAUCAGCCUGAGCCCGGGCUCAUCAAUCCUGCCUAUGAAGAAAGUGAGGAAGAUAACACCCCGCUGCGGUCCAGUCUGGUGGCCGAGGCCAACGUGGUGGAGCUGUUCAGAGAGGAGCCCGAGGAGGAGCUGGGCCUUCGCAUCGUGGGGGGGAAAGACACACCGUUGGGGAACAUAGUCAUCCAGGAGAUUGUCCGGGACUCGCUGGCAGCUCGUGAUGGCAGACUGGCCCCUGGGGACCACAUCUUAGAGGUGAAUGAUGUCAGUCUGGCUUCAGUCCCCCACGCCCGGGCCAUCGCAGUGCUGCGACAGCCGUCCCUCCUCAGGCUCACUGUUAUGCAGGAGAAAGGCUUCAAAACAAGGGAUCCUCGCUCUGAUCACCACCCGUCCUCCGGCACCACUGCCUCUCAGCCCUCUCACAGUCCCCAUGGCAACACUACCUCCAAUCACAACCCGGGCACUGUCCUGCAGGUGACACUAAUGAAGAGCCAGCGCAGCGAGCCGCUCGGCAUCAAACUCAUCCGGAAAUCGGACGAAAGUGGGGUUUUCAUCCUGGACCUGCUGUCAGGAGGUUUGGCAGCCAAAGAUGGAAAACUGAAGAACAAUGACAAAGUGUUGGCCAUCAACGGACACGACCUGAGGCACGGUACACCUGAGAGCGCCGCACAGAUCAUACAGGCGAGUGAGGUGCGUGUGAACUUUGUGGUGAUGAGACCUGCAGAGACUCAGGAGGAGGCAGUAAGCAGCAGAGAGGGGCAACACAGCCGAGCAGCCAGGAGGGCACCUGAGCCGCAGUACUUCAGGCGCCAGUCCACCUACAUGAAGGAUCCUCCAGGUGGGUUUUCCAGCCAGGAGAAAACUGUGAGCCUGAAGAAGGAGCCUCGGCUCUCCCUGGGCAUCACCAUCGCUGGGGGGAGGGACUGUCGCAGCCGUCUGCCCGUUUACAUCACGAGUGUCCAGCCUGUCGGCUGUCUUCACCGAGAUGGCACCAUCAAAAGAGGGGACGUCCUGCUUAGCAUCAACGGUGUGGAUUUGACCCAGCUGACCUACAAUGAAGCCGUUUCUGUGCUGAAGACUCAAACAGCUCAGUCCCAGGUGGUGCUCCGUGUCAUCCAGACCCUCUCCGAGGAAUCCGAGGAGGACGCAGAGGCUGCCAACAACGACGAGCUGGACACUGUGGACGACCCACGAGACGAUGCCCUCAACUGGACGCCGCUGUGGAUUCGUUGGCUGGGAUUACCGAGUCCCAUGCACUGGUGUCGGGACAUCGUCCUGCAGAAGACCAACAACGAGAGCUGGGGCUUCAGCAUCGUCGGUGGCUACGAGGAGAGCCACGGCCAGCAGCCUUUCUUCAUCAAAACCAUUGUGCCUGGGACACCCGCUCACUUUGACGGACGCCUCAAGUGCGGUGAUGAGAUCGUGGCGGUGAACGGAGCCACAACAGUGGGAAUGAACAACUCCUCUCUCAUCCCGAUGCUGAAGCUGCAGAAGAAUAAAGUCACGCUGACGGUGGUGUCGUGGCCCGGGAGUCUUGUGUAAACUGAACGCACCUGCACAUUCACUCUCCGCUCUUUCUAUCACGCUCUUUGAUCAGCACACACAGAUCCUCACGCUGCUCAGCUGCAUUCCUGACUGGGUCACUCACUGUCCCUUCCACAUGUAACUCACCGCUCGGUUACAUCGUUCACUUGUUUGAUCACUUAUGUAAUACUGAACAUGUGACCUUCCUGAGCGUGGUCUCGGCUGGCGCCUGUUAAGUUUCAGUGUCCUCUCGUACUCUCUCACACAUGAUUGAACGACAUGGCUUUAAUCAGGGUGAAAAAAAUGAUGACAAUCAGUGAAUUAUAUCCUAAGGACAAACUGGAGGGAUGUUUUAUUUUUGGAACAUCUUUUCGAUAUUUUUUCUGAUUUUUUUUUUCCUGUCCUCAGUUGGUAAACAUGUCUUCACCCAAAGAUGAAACGUAGUGCUUAGUAUAUAUGUAGACAGUUGUGAUGAAGAACUAUAGAUGACUACAUAUAACACAAUGGCUGCUGAUCAUAUAGACUCAUGCCAAAGACAGAAAAAAAACUCCCUGUCCUGUAGCUUUUGUAACAGAUGUGUGAUUUUAUCAAUUUUAUUCACAUUUCACCUUAAAAAUCGUGCAUCAUGUUAAAGGGUAGCCUCUAUGUUUUUAAACCUGGAGCCUAUUUUCUUAUGUUUUGUGUUCACGUAACUUAUGGAGACACAUUUUGAAAAUGGGCCAGUACUGAGUGAGACCGCUGCAGCUGGCAAUGGCUGAACAGGCUGCAAUGUAACAUUCACUUUAUGUCCAAUUAAAGUGCUCGUGUUUGCCACCGAUAGGCUCAGAUUAUUAUUUCAAGUGUCUGACAACAAUGUUGAAAACAAAAAGAUUUAUUCCUGUAGAGAUCAUUUCCAUAAUGUUGUCAAACACUUAAAAUAGUCAUUGAGCUUUUCAAAAACGUAGAUGCUCAGAGUGUUUACAUUGCAGCCUGUUUGGCAGCUGCCAGCUAAAACACUCUCGCUCGAUACAAGACCAAUUUUAAAAAUGAUUGUCUUCAUUAGUCACUUCAGGCUCAGACACACCAAAGUGACGUCAAAGAAAACUAGUGGUGACGAAGCUGAUGGUUGCAUCACCUCAUGUCGCCAGUGUCUUGGCCAAAAAGUUGCACAUGAACAAUGUUCUGUGCCUGCAUGAGAAGAAAUAACUACCAGCAGACGGUGGUCGUCUGUAAUCAUCAGUGAAAAGGGAAAUAGAAGAUGCUAGUUUGCUACUCAGCUCAUUAACAACACUGUACGAUGUUGAAAGAGCAACGCUUAUUUACCGUGCAGUAGUGAACAAAAGCACAAACCGUCAAGGAACGUUUCUGCCUGAGAGUUCAAUGGCUAAAGGAAAACAGUCUUACCUUAUGUAACAUGUUUGCUUCAACCUCAGUUCCUCUCGACUUAAGUUGUUUUCUUUCCUCACUUUUGGUCCUCUUCUCGUGCGCUGAGCUGAAUCAGAGUGAUUUCAUUCACUGAGGGCUCUGCUGCUGAGAUUGAUUCAACACGCAAAGGCCGACGAGGGACAAAGUUGUGGGACACACUGCAGCGACUGGAGUGACAGAUGAUCACCAACGGCACAACGUUAACCGACGUACCACAGACUGCAAGGUGUGUCAGGACCUACAGAGAAACAUCAUGACAAAAACAAGGUUCAUAUUUACAAAAGUUACCCUCUAACGAUCAAAUCAACAAGAAGCGACUUUGGUUUUAACAGGAAAGUUGUUGAAAAGUCAAAGAAAAGCCGUGCGGUCAUUUUUGAUUGGACACUUUCAUUGCCGACACAGACAGAAAUGUUCACUUUAAAGGAGCUUAAAGAGUUUGAAAUACCUGAAGCCCAGUCCUAUCUGAGCCAUAAAAGUAAUCAGUAAAAUCUAAAUGUACGAUCCCUCCUAAACAUAAUAGCAAACCUGCACAGAACAUUUAAUCACAAUUGCAUAGGUCAGAAACAGCUUGGGUCCAGGUUUUUUUUUUUCUGUUUGCUCUAGAAAUUGAAAAUAUCUGCAGCAGGACAUAAACUUUUAUAUUGUUUAAAACUGUGAGCUGGUCUAUAGAAGCAAAUAACUUUGCGAUGAAUGUUUGGUCUUAAUCAAAAGUGUCGUUAAUCUAUAAAUAAAACAUUCAGCAGACAUUUCCAUGAACCAGUGCUCUGUAUUUAUUUUAAAAUGAUCUCACGCUGAAUGACCUUGAUGAGCAGGUGCCUUGUAGACAUUGAAGGACAAACCAGAAUGUAUAACGUUACUUGCCUUAAAUUUCCACUGAACGAAAAUGUGUUUUCCCCUCAUUAUUUACUUUUAUUAUAAACUGUUUAUAGGGAUUUCAAAUGAGAAUGACGAGAAUGACGAGAAUGACCAUUUUCAGAUAAACUUGUUACCUUGUUUUCUUUGAGUCAACACAUUCCCGGAGGCCUUUCUCGUGUCUUAAUUGAGACAAAACCUACUGAACAAUUUAGAAUAUCAUUUAAGAGUUUGUUUUUGAGUCUGUGAUAUAUACAGUAUAUAUACAGUAGAUAAUGUGUGUAUUAUAUCCCGUCCGCUGUUUUAUCAUGUUCAAUAAAAUCAUAACG
Molecule: messenger RNA, 5130 nt
Organism: Plectropomus leopardus (leopard coralgrouper)
Lineage: Eukaryota; Metazoa; Chordata; Actinopteri; Perciformes; Serranidae
Gene: lnx2b
Product: ligand of numb-protein X 2b
Molecular function (GO): metal ion binding; protein binding; ubiquitin-protein transferase activity
Source: RefSeq, a predicted model, not a curated record